Molecule: messenger RNA, 2134 nt
Organism: Olea europaea var. sylvestris
Lineage: Eukaryota; Viridiplantae; Streptophyta; Magnoliopsida; Lamiales; Oleaceae
Product: protein DETOXIFICATION 49-like
Exons: 1
Coding region: 58-1617 (519 amino acids)
Biological process (GO): xenobiotic detoxification by transmembrane export across the plasma membrane
Cellular component (GO): membrane
Molecular function (GO): xenobiotic transmembrane transporter activity; antiporter activity
Source: RefSeq, a predicted model, not a curated record
UCUCUCUCUCUCUCUCUCUCUCUCACACACACACACACACACACACAGAGCACAAAAAUGUGUCAGCAAACAUCUUUGCCACUGGCUUGCAAGUCCAAUUCAGACAGCGUGUUAACCUCUUUGAUUCCUCAAACUCCAACAUCUAAACAUCAACCGCAAACAAGUCAUCAAACCGAGAAACCCCACAAAACUACACAUCUUUCUUUAGUCAUUCAAGAAUACAAAUCCAUAGCAAAAAUAGCCUUCCCCAUGAUCCUAACUGGCCUUAUACUUUACUCUCGUUCUAUGAUUUCCAUGUUGUUUCUUGGCGGGCUUGGCGAUCUAGCCUUGGCCGGAGGUUCGUUAGCCAUAGGUUUUGCUAACAUCACUGGCUACUCGAUCCUCUCUGGUUUAGCCAUGGGAAUGGAGCCCAUUUGUGGACAAGCUUUUGGAGCCAAAAAGUACAAAAUUCUUGGUCUCAGCUUGCAAAAAACAAUCCUUCUGCUUAUUUUCACUUCAUUUCCAAUAUCUGUUUUGUGGGUCAACAUGAAAAAUAUUUUACUAUUAUGUGGCCAAGAUGAAUCCAUUGCAGCACAAGCUCAAGCAUACUUGUUAUAUUCACUUCCCGAUCUUUUUGCUCAAUCUUUACUACACCCUUUAAGAAUAUACCUUAGAACACAAUCUAUAACUUUGCCUUUAACAUUUUGUGCAGCCCUUUCAAUUCUUCUGCACGUUCCCAUAAAUUAUCUUCUUGUUUCAAGGCUUGGUUUAGGCAUCAAAGGUAUUGCACUAAGUGGUGUUUGGACUAACUUCAAUCUUGUCGGAUCAUUAAUUGUCUACAUAUUUUUCUCGAAAGUUUAUGAGAAAACAUGGGGAGGACUAUCCAUGGAGUGCUUGAAGGACUGGAAAUCCUUACUGAAUUUGGCCGUUCCUAGCUGCAUUUCAGUCUGCCUCGAAUGGUGGUGGUAUGAAAUCAUGAUUUUGCUCUGUGGAUUAUUGUUGAACCCCAAGGCAACGGUUGCUUCAAUGGGUAUUUUGAUACAAACCACUGCAUUAAUCUACAUAUUCCCAUCUUCUCUUAGCUUCAGUGUGUCAACCAGAGUAGGCAAUGAACUAGGCGCCGGCCGCCCAGAAACCGCUAAACUUGCAGCCAUUGUAGGCCUCUCCGGAAGCUUCAUACUAGGGCUUUCAGCACUGUUUUUCACAGUAUCAGUAAGGAACAAUUGGGCUAAACUUUUCACUCAUGAUAAGGAGAUUAUUGCAUUAACAUCAUUAGUUUUACCAAUUAUAGGACUCUGUGAACUUGGAAACUGCCCACAAACAACAGGCUGUGGGGUGUUGAGGGGAACAGCUAGGCCUAAAGUUGGAGCAAACAUUAAUUUAGGAUGCUUUUACCUCGUUGGAAUGCCGGUGGCGGUAGGUCUAGGGUUCUUCCUGAACUUUGAUUUUGAAGGGCUGUGGCUUGGACUUUUGGCUGCACAGGCAUCUUGUAUGGUGACAAUGAUGGUGGUUUUGCUUUUUACAGAUUGGGAGUUUGAAUCUCAAAGGGCCAAAGAACUGACUGGAUCAGCCAUUGUUGAUGACAGUGAAGAAAUUGAGGAAGAUAAGUCAAUAGGUGCACACGUCUCAACUGUGUAGCAGGGAAUAUGGUCCGUUGCUAUCCAAUCCUCUAACGGAACAUACCACUAAAACAGAAAUCAAGGAAGAUUAUUGUUUAUGCUAAUUAAUAACAGUAUAGUUUAUCAUUAAAGUGUAAAGUAGGAAGGGUAAUUUUUUUCUCUUUAUUAUUAUUAUUAUUAUUAUUGGCUUGCUAAUUUUCAUUGCUAGCCUUGAAAAUUUAAGCAUGCAUUUGUCUUUUGUAUUCUACAUAGGUAGCAUAUACCAAGAAUUUAAUUAAGUAUCAGCAGCCAUUUUGAUUUAACAAUGUAAUAGAGAGGUAGGUUUCAUUUGAUCUGUAACUAUAAGACACUUUUUUAUUUUCCUUGUGGGAAUUUACAGUUCUUGUUCGAAGAUGAUUAAAUGAUAAAUUCCUCCUCCUCCUCCUCCUCCUUCUUCUUCUUCUUCUUCACCAUUUUAUUGAGGAUUACGAGUUUGACAUGUGUCUUUGUAAGUGUUUUGUACCAAUAUAUAUCAUUGUUGUACACUUUUACUUCCA